Fulvia fulva is the source of this 426-nucleotide messenger RNA. RefSeq lists its product as uncharacterized. The record is from RefSeq and is a predicted model, not a curated record. Lineage: Eukaryota; Fungi; Ascomycota; Dothideomycetes; Mycosphaerellales; Mycosphaerellaceae. The coding region runs from base 1 to 426 and encodes 141 amino acids. The transcript has 2 exons.
AUGUGCCGCAAACUCACCGUCUGCUGCCAGCGCUUCAUCAGCAAGAACGUCUCCGUCUCCGACCACCACAUCAUCUUCUCCGACCUCAAAGUCCCGUGCAUCGAGCCCGGCACCGCCAAAUGCCGCUCAGGUGAAGCAGACCUCAAGGACUUCCAGAACCCGCCCACCACCUGCGCAGGUGCUGCCGAAGGCUACCCAAUCCGCUCCAGCCAGUGUGAGGCCGUGUGCCAUGCGGCCCUGCGCAAGUAUGGCGAGAGCCUUCACCGCAUGAACACGGCCGGUCCUGCGAAGAAGGGUUGGUGGGCUAGCUGGUUUGGGAAGAGGGAGGAGGGAGAUGUGGAGAGUAGUGAUAAGGGAUUGUUUGUGGUGAGCAGGGACCCGGAGGAUCGGCCUUACAAGGAGAGUCGGGCUAGUAUGGACGGCUAG